AUCUGGCUCCAUCAACAUUGAGAAAACAUUGAGAGCUCAAAACCCUCACCACCGCAUCGAAACCAGGUGGCGCUACAUGUUGGGGCACCCCUUCAAACUAACAGUGAAAAAGGGAGAACAAACCUUCACCCUCCACCAGGUCACGGACAUGCAAGAUUUCGCAGCACACCUGGGAAUCCCAUUAUGGUAUCCACCGGAUGAUUCCAACCGCACCACACCCAGAGACAGCAGCCGUAAAGGAGUACCCCGCUCCAGCACGACCCGCAUGCAGCCUAAGAGGAAAUCCCCACCAGCCUCACAAGAGCUGACUCAAACGGACACCUGA
Messenger RNA from Pelobates cultripes (western spadefoot toad), 325 nucleotides. The record is from the annotation of a GenBank genome assembly. NCBI's taxonomy places the organism in Eukaryota, Metazoa, Chordata, Amphibia, Anura, Pelobatidae.